AUGGAUAUCUUUUCAAAGAUCACGCAGGAUGACUGCAAGAAGAUGUCCGAGCCUUCGACUGGACAGUUUGCCAUAUCAUGUGCACUUCUAGCAUGGCUCCUGGUCUCUUAUAUCCCUCAAUUCGCGCGUAUCAUUGGCCGCAAGUCUGCAGAAGGUCUUUCUACUCUCUACAUUCUUCUCGGCUCUAUUUCUGGAACUUGUGCUGUGGCGAAUAUCAUGGUUUUGCCAACAAGUCAGACGGAUAUUGCUUGUUGCAGACAUUACACGCGCUUUGGAUGUAUCUCGCGUCUGCUCGGUAUCUUCCAGGUCGUCAGUGGAGUUUCUUUGUUCUGGUGCAUAAUGUUCCUCUAUGUCUACUUCUCAGAAGAGGAAGCAGAUGCUGAACUUCACGGUCGUCGUCGUUCUCUGUCAUCGCCUGAUCGCACUUUCCGCCGUGCUCGUCGCGCAAUCCGUCUUCUUAUCAUUGUGGUUGCGUUCGCUUUCGCCAUUAUGCUCAUCUCGGCUGUCAUCUUGAACCGCUUCCCUUGGUACUCGCAAGAAUGGGCCAACGUUCUGGGUAUUUGUGUCGCUUGCUUUGCUUGCGUGCAGUGGGUUCCUCAGGUCUGGACUACCAUUCAUCUUGGCCACUUGGGCAGUCUGAGUUUGGCCAGUAUCUGCAUGGGUGCACCUUACACCUGGAUCUUCGGCAUCAACAUGAUCCUCCGUCUCGGCCUCUCCGGCUGGUCAGUCUGGAUCGUCUACGUCCUUGUCGGCAUAAUGCAACUCACCCUCAUCGUCACCGCCAUCAUCUACAUGAUCCGCGACAACCGCAAAGCCCGUCGCGCUGACGCCACUUCUGCUACCGCCAGCAAUUCUUCCAGACGCGAUGUUUCAGAGUCGCCUUCGACCAGAGCACUCCGUCCUCAAUUGGACAGAUGGAACAGCUUUGCCGCUGCUAAUGCUGAGGAUGGUGGGAAUGAGAGGACGCCGCUGCUUGCUGGGAGAAACAAGCAUGUUGAGGAAACCGCUAGUCCGAGACGUGUCAUCUGAUUCUCGGGGACCUAAGAAGUCGCGAACGAUGAGGAGUUGGAAAGAAAUUGGUAUGGUCAAGGCGUUGCUUUACAUCGUCAAGAAGGAUUCUAGAUGAUUACACAUGGUCUUUGGUUUCUAGAGGCGCAACACAAGGUACUGACGACAAAGGACUGGACGGGAGACAUGGGCAUACGGAUACAGGAGU
Messenger RNA from Aureobasidium pullulans EXF-150, 1216 nucleotides. RefSeq lists its product as uncharacterized. The record is from RefSeq and is a predicted model, not a curated record. Bases 1 to 1029 code for a protein of 342 amino acids. The transcript has 4 exons. Lineage: Eukaryota; Fungi; Ascomycota; Dothideomycetes; Dothideales; Saccotheciaceae.